Messenger RNA from Charadrius vociferus (killdeer), 3212 nucleotides. RefSeq names its product structural maintenance of chromosomes 5 (gene SMC5). Bases 1 to 3204 code for a protein of 1067 amino acids. Gene Ontology annotation, molecular function: ATP binding; ATP hydrolysis activity. NCBI's taxonomy places the organism in Eukaryota, Metazoa, Chordata, Aves, Charadriiformes, Charadriidae. The record is from RefSeq and is a predicted model, not a curated record. The transcript has 25 exons. Gene Ontology annotation, biological process: double-strand break repair via homologous recombination. Gene Ontology annotation, cellular component: Smc5-Smc6 complex.
AUGGACCUGGUGGAGAGUCCAGUGGGCUAUCCAAAGAGGCUGGCUGAUGUCCUGGUUAAGAAAAAGAAAGGAAACCCAGAGAGAACAUAUGAUGUCUGUGAAGUACGUCCAGGACCCAAUCUGAACAUGAUUGUAGGUGCUAAUGGAACAGGAAAGUCAAGCAUUGUUUGUGCCAUCUGCCUGGGACUGGCUGGAAAACCUUCUUUCAUAGGGCGAGCUGAUAAGGUUGGCCUCUUUGUAAAGCAGGGCUGCUUGAAAGGUGUAGUAGAAAUUGAACUGUCUAAGACACCUGACAAUAUCAUUAUCACACGUGAGAUUCAAGUGGUGAACAACACAUCAGCAUGGUUUAUCAACAGAAAGCCAGCAACCCUGAAAACAGUAGAAGAGCAGAUUGCAGCCUUAAACAUCCAGGUGGACAAUUUGUGCCAGUUUCUUCCUCAGGACAGAGUUGGAGAAUUUGCAAAACUGAGUAAGAUUGAGUUGCUUGAAGCCACUGAAAAAUCCAUUGGUCCUCCAGAAAUGUACCGAUUUCACUGUGAACUGAAAAACUUCAGAGAAAAGGAGAGAGAACUGGAGAACUUGUGCAGAGACAAAACUAACUCUUUGGAGAAAAUGAGACAGAGGAUUGAACGAUACAAACAAGAUGUUGAGAGAUACCAUGAGCGCAAGCGCCAUCUAGACUUAAUUGAGAUGCUUGAGAGGAAAAGGCCCUGGGUGGAAUAUGAAAAUGUUCGUCGGCAGCAUGAGGAUGUGAAACAAAGCCGAGACCAAGCCAAGGAGGAACUGAAGAAUCUGAAAGAAAUGCAGUCCCCAGUGACAAAAAAAAUACAAGAAACUGAAGAACGUUUUAAGAUUCUGGAUAUGAAAAUGAGAGAUAAGGCUGCUGAAAUCAAACACAUUUCUCAAAAAUGUAAACAGAAGCAAGAUGCCUUGGAGAUGAAAGAUAAACAAAUUGAAGAAAUUCAUAAAGCUUUGAGAAUGAAAAAAGAUGAAGAAAUAGACAGACAGAGGAAAAUACACAACACUCACAAGAUGAUAGAGGACUGGAAGAAUGAGCUCAAUACAAUGGCAGACUGUGAGAAUCUUCAGCCACAAACUGAUGCUGUUAAUAAUGAGCUGAAAAAACUGCAAGAAGAAAGGGCAAAUAUUGAUAGUGAUAUCAGUGAUCUAACAGCAGAGAAAAUGAACCAAGAGAGGGAAAAGAAAAGAAUAAUUGAUCGCCUUGGACAGCUUAAUAAUAUAAUGAAUAUGAAAGAAGAGAACCUUAAAGGGAGAUUCCGAGACACGCACUCUGCUCUUAUGUGGCUAAGAAGGAACAAAGAAAAGUUUAAAAAAAAAGUUUGUGAACCCAUGAUGCUUGAAAUCAAUAUGAAAGACAAUAGACAUGCUAAAUAUGUUGAAAGUCACAUUUCGGCCAAUGACAUGAGGGCAUUUGUUUUUGAGAGUCAAGAAGAUAUGGAAAUGUUUCUUGUGGAGAUGCGUGAUCAUCAGAAAUUAAGAGUGAAUGCUGUAUGCGCGCCUGCUCAAUCAUGUGCUGAAAGCUUACCUUCGAGACCUAUUGGAGAAUUACGCCGAUAUGGAUUUUUCUCGUAUUUACGAGAGUUAUUCGAUGCUCCUCACCCUGUGAUGAGUUAUCUUUGCUCCCAGUACCAUGUUCAUGAUGUCCCUGUGGGAACAGAGAAGACCAGAAACAUGAUUGAAAGGGUCAUACAAGAAACCAAAUUUCGGCAAAUAUACACAGCAGAAGAAAAAUACAUUGUUAAAGUAUCUGCUUAUACAAACCUAACCCUCUCUACUAAUACAUCCCUGAGGGCAGCACAGUUUCUCAGUAGUUCAGUGGAUACAGAUGAAAGAAGACAGUUGGAAAACCAGCAACAGGACAUCAAUAACUCCAUUAAGUCCUUGGAUAUGCGUUUGACUACAUUGUUUGAGAGACAGAAACAUCUGGAACGCAGAGACAAUGAGCUCAGGCAACAGAAGAAGGAGCUUUUAGAGAGAGGAAACAGGAGGAAACAGUUGGAAUCAAAAAUUGGUGUGAAGUAUGAUAGUUUAAAACAGCUGGAACAAGAUGCUAUCAACCUAGAGAAGGAAUCUGAACAAGCAAAUGUAAAAAUCAAAGAAAUAAAUACCCAAAAAGCAAGACUUGUCACUGAAUUAAUGGAUCUCAUAAAGAUGUGUGUAUCACUGAACGUCACCAAAGCAGAUUUGGCUCUUGAGAGCACUACUGUGGCUGCUGAGAAGAACAGACUAGAAUCAGAGUAUAAAGCAGCAAGUGUACAGCUAGGAGCUGCGGAGCAACGAUUUCGUGAACUGGAUGAUAUGAAGCGAGUUCUUACAGAGAACUGCAAGGAAUUGCUGAAAAAAGCUCGACAGGUCUGCAAACUGAGUCCAGAUCAACAUCUUCCAAAAGAAUUUCAAACUGUAUGUACAAAAACAAAUCUCCACAUACCUCUUCAAUUUUGGAUGUUGUACACCAUACUGACUUCUCCACAUUGCUGUGUAACACAUGCAUCCUUUGAAGAGAAAACCAGGGCCUCCUGUUUCACAGGGUUGAAUGCUUCGGUUGUUGAAGAAUACAAUAAGCAGACACAAGAAAUACAGCAGUUGACGGAAUAUCUAGAGGAAAAGAAAAAUGAAUUGGAUAACUAUAGGCAAAACAUUUCAGAGGUCAAAGAAAGGUGGCUAAACCCCUUGAAAAAGCUGAUUGAGCAAAUUAAUGCAAAGUUCAGUAACUUCUUUAGUUCUAUGCAGUGUGUUGGUGAAGUUGAUCUUCAUGUGGAAAAUGAGGAGGAAUACGACAAGUAUGGGAUUCGCAUCAGAGUCAAAUUCCACAGUAGCACUGAACUUCAUGAAUUGACUCCAUAUCAUCAGAGUGGAGGUGAGAAAAGUGUUUCCACUAUGUUGUACCUGAUGGCUCUACAGGAACUCAACAGAUGUCCUUUCAGGGUUGUAGAUGAAAUAAAUCAGGGAAUGGAUCCAAUGAAUGAGAGAAGAGUUUUUGAAAUGGUUGUGAAAACUGCUUGUAAAGAAAGCACAUCUCAGUACUUCUUUAUUACACCAAAGCUCCUGCAGAAUCUCACUUACAAUGAUAAGAUGACGGUGUUGUUUGUCUACAAUGGACCUUUUAUGUUGGAGGCAAACAAAUGGAACUUAAAGUCUUUCUGUAGGCGGCGGCGACGACUUGGAAAGAUGGAUGAACAGUGAUACCUAUA